Messenger RNA from Neodiprion virginianus, 3078 nucleotides. Its product is annotated as glycoprotein 3-alpha-L-fucosyltransferase A-like. The transcript has 3 exons. Gene Ontology annotation, cellular component: membrane. The record is from RefSeq and is a predicted model, not a curated record. The coding region runs from base 535 to 1872 and encodes 445 amino acids. Lineage: Eukaryota; Metazoa; Arthropoda; Insecta; Hymenoptera; Diprionidae. Gene Ontology annotation, molecular function: alpha-(1->3)-fucosyltransferase activity.
CACACACACACACACAUACGUAUACAUAUUACUUAUCUAUAAGUUAUCGCAACCCGGUGAAACGUGCAACGUAUUACUAACACUUCUGUGCGCAUAGAAAAUGGAAUGCGCGUGUGUGCGUGUGUGUGUGUGUGUGUGUGUGUGUAUUGAAAUGUGUGCUGUGCUACGUAUACGAGAGCUCGGUCUGCAUACUGCGGCGUUAUUAUUGGCGUUAAUUUUUCAGCCCGCGAUAUAUAGAAACACACAGAGAGCCUGUUCACCGUUGUGUCUAUUACGUGUUCGUAGUUUAGAUAAAGAGGCAAUCGGUCUGCUCGCCUGCAUCCACGUAUAUGCUGAGAGAUCAAUUUUUCACUUCCGUUCCGCCCUGUUACCGUGCUGCGGUUUUCUACAUCGAAGGAAGGAAGACGAAAAAAAAAAAAAGAAACAAAAAAAAAAAAACGAACGCAGCAGCCCGCGUUAAAAUUAAUCGACUAUAUCCGCCACGUGCAGCGGUGACACUUGUGUUUAACGUAUUUAUAACAAAGUGAUUUAAUUAUGAUCCGUUUACCGAGGCAUCUGCCGACCUUAAUUAUUCUAACAGCGGUUAGCAUGUUCGGAUUUUAUUCAUUAAGCGUCGUCCUUCGCGGCGCGGGAAACCGUAUCGUCAAAUUAUACGACAAUUAUAACGUGAACGUCGAGAGGUACGAUCGGCUUCAUGGACCGCCGAUCGAAAGUCGAGGAUACGAAUUUGAGACGAAACCGAUACCUGUUAACUGGAGGAACCUGUCCGCCGACCAGGUUCACAGUAUGUCCGCCCUUGGUAAACGAUUGCUAUCCGUCGGCGAUAUCAGCGAGGUAAAAAACGUCCCUAAAGAUCCUGCAAAGGAGUAUCUGAUAGUCGUAUGGAAGCACGGACCGUUCCUAGAGAGAAGACACCUCAAGCAUUUCACCAACGAUGCAUCAUCGCCGUGGGAAGAUUGUUCGGUAAAUAAUUGUCGACUAAGUUACGACUCGGGUGACGUCGAAGAAGCUGACGCGGUGCUCAUCCACCUCCACAAGACGACGGGGGUAAAGGAUUUGCCGGAUAAAGUUAAUCCGGAGAAAAGGAUGAAGCAACGCUGGGUUUUCCUCACCGACGAAUCACCCCUGCACACCUUCCUAGCCGGUGGCCAGAGUAUCUCGAGUUACAACGGUUUGUUCAACUGGUCCAUGAGCUAUCGGAUGGACAGCGACGUCCCCGUGCCUUACGGCCGUACGGUGAUGAUGAUCCAGCGAAACUCGAGCACCGAUACCCAGAAGUACACGAAAGCCAAGACCAAGCUGGUGGCGAUAAUGGGAAGCAACUGCGGCGGGAGCAACAAACGAUGGGAUUACGCAGCCAGGUUGAAAGUGGCACUGGCCGAGAGGAUGGACGCUUAUGGUCGCUGUCUUAAAGGUGAUACGAAAAGCUGCCCGGGACACUUUACCAAGGACUGCGAAGCCCUGGACGACUACAAGUUUUACCUCGCCUUUGAGAAUUCUAACUGCAGGGAGUACCUUACGGAGAAACCAUUCUGGCACGGAUACCAUAAGCAUGCGGUACCCGUGAUCAUGGGGGCGUCGAGGGAAAACUGCAGGCAAUUGUUACCACCGAAAUCUUACAUACACGUUGACGAUUUUGCCAAUCCGGCUACCCUAGCCGAUUAUCUCUUGUACCUGGACACCAACGACCAAGAAUAUUCAAAGUUUCACGCCUGGCGGAACCAAUUCGAUGUACUCAAUGAGCACGGAUACUUUCAGAGCACGUCUCGGCAUUAUUGCCGGCUAUGCGAAGCCCUCAAUUACAACGAUCCGAGCGUCAAGGUUUACAACCAUCUCGAAGAUUUCUGGAGCAAAACGAAAGACUGCUGGUGAUGCUUUGGAGAUGUGUUAUGUUUUUAGCUUCCUUUCUUUUGUCCACCCUUAUUUCUUAACUUAUACGUUAACUACUGCGGCCAGUUAUGUACAUGCCAAAGAAUAUUAUCGUCCUUUAGUAUGUAAGCAACGUAUUUGGCUAGGGUAUUCAACAGUCAAAUUAAAGUUAAAUUUUUUAUUACUCUAACAUUUCUUCUGUAUCUCGGGGUCUACAGUAUCAACGUUUAUGUUCUUUGGUUAUAUUAUUUUGUACAUGCCAACGAUGAGCACAACUCGAUGUAAAACGAAUUGGUGAAAAUCGUGACUUUCCAAGCAUUUGGAAUACAAAUGAUGUAUAGUUGUUAAGCGAAAUGAUGUAAUUUAAGUCAUUUUGAUGAUCAAUGGGAUGGGGAUAAAGCUCUUCAUUUUCGUCUGCGUUCAUAUUAAUAAUUGUACAAUGAAAGAAAUUGAUUCUGCAUCAGAAUCAAUCCUUUUCAAUUUUCCAAUUUAUCUGAUCGGUUCACUGCACGUACGCUUUUUCAAACUAUAUCAAUUGGUAAAAAAAAAAAAAAUUUGUCAAAUCCUCUUUCGCGGAUUUGUAAUCUCUAAAAAAUGUAUAAUUCUAAGUUAUACGAUACGUAUCGAGAACAUAUGUAUUCAUCGACGCUUCUGUGCUCGAAUAAUCGCCCGAAGCGUGCGAACCCAAAUGUAAAUAAUGACAGCAGGUACGGGUAUAUGUAUAAGAACAUGAAUUACCGAGGUCAAACUGUGCGUGUAAGAUAUGUAGAUACAAAUAUACAUUUAUGGAAAUAUAGCAGAGUCAAUAUUUAACGCAGGAUAUCUACGUAUUCAAACUUUUUACCCUGCAGGAUGUAACGAAUUGAAUUUGAAGAUCUUAUAAAGACACAAUAAGAGUGGAGAGAGAAGUCGGUUGGAUAGGAAAUUUUUGUCGGUAAGAGAAUGUCAAACAUUCAUGUCGGUACAUCGAAAUAUCAGUAAGAGGAUAUGAAAUAUAUCUAUUGGUAAGUCAAUUGUUCGUUCCAACAACGCAGGAUGUAUUAUAUAGUACCUUGAGCUGUUCGUAUACGUAUCUACAAGAAUAUGUUUCGUCAGGUCAAUGAUGCGUUCUUUUGUAGAUUUGAAAAAAAAUUUUGUACGUAGCCCAUCGAAGCUCGGCUGCGGCCCGACCGAAACGCAUAAAUAUUAAUAAAAAAUCAUUGAUCAUAA